GCUAGCAUCGAUUUUUAUUACUUUAUUUGUGCGUGGAAGAACUGCCACCAAAGAGCAAAGAAGGAAAAUUUUCAUAUUUAAUCUUUAUUCAGAUUGACUAUGACUAUGUAAUCAACAGAUAUGUAAUUUUGUUUCUAAAAUUUUGGCUUGUUGAACAAGGACAAUUCCACAAACCACACUAUAAAAUAGGUUAACAUUGGGUUGAGAAAAUAGAAACUAGCUAGAAUGGCAGAGAUAAAGUUACAUGGAUUUUGGUACAGUCCCUUUACUUGGAGAGUGAAAUGGACUCUUGAGCUAAAGGGUAUUUCAUAUGAAAAUAUAGAAGAAGAUCGCUUCAAUAUGAGUACUCAACUUUUCCAGUACAAUCCUGUGUACAAGAGGACCCCAGUUCUUAUUCAUGAUAGAAAACCCAUAUGUGAAUCCAUGAUCAUUGUUGAAUACAUUGAUCAAAUAUGGCCACACAACCCAUUAAUUCCCACUGAUUCUUAUGAAAAAUCUCAAGCUCAAUUUUGGGUUAAAUACGCGGAUGACAUGAUUUUUGCAGUCGAGUCAAUCGUCCGAAGCAACAAUGGUGAAGAGAAAGAGAAGGCCAUAGAGAAGAUAUGGGAGUAUCUCAGAGUGGUUGAGGUUCAGUGCUUCAAUGAUGAGAAGAAUUUUUUUGGGGGUGACACUAUUAACAUUGUGGACAUAGCUUUUGGGUCCAUAGUCAAAUUUCUUGAGGUUUUAGAAGAUGCUCUUGGAGUGAAGGUCCUGGAAUAUGAGAAAUUCCCUCACUUUCAUUCAUGGUAUAAUAAUUUCAAAAAUACUCCAAUCAUUAAAGAAAAUCUCCCAGACCAAAGCAAAAUGGUGGCUUUCCUUAAGUUUACACUCUUUGUUAUGCCUUUUACUUCAGUUACCACUUUAUCUUGCAUAGGUAUAUGAGAUCAUGUUUGAAUCAUUUUGUACUUCUUUGAAUAAUUUUGCUAUGCUUGUUUC
Molecule: messenger RNA, 975 nt
Organism: Cajanus cajan (pigeon pea)
Lineage: Eukaryota; Viridiplantae; Streptophyta; Magnoliopsida; Fabales; Fabaceae
Product: putative glutathione S-transferase
Biological process (GO): glutathione metabolic process
Cellular component (GO): cytoplasm
Molecular function (GO): glutathione transferase activity
Source: RefSeq, a predicted model, not a curated record